AUGUCGUUGUCAUCCAAGAUAAGACCCACCCCUCGCAAAACUCCACGUAUGGCCACCGAUCAUUCCUUUAAAGUGAAAAACUUCUACGCUGAUCCUUUCGCUAUAUCGUCGAUUUCUCUAGCAAUCGUGUCAUGGGUCAUCGCCAUUGGGGGCUCCAUCUCAUCUGCAUCCACCAAUGAAUCUUUCCCACGUUUUACUUGGUGGGGGAUAGUAUACCAAUUUCUAAUUAUAUGUUCCCUGAUGCUAUUUUAUUGCUUUGAUUUGGUUGAUCAUUACAGAAUCUUCAUUACCACAUCUAUUGCCGUGGCAUUUGUGUAUAAUACGAACAGUGCGACUAACUUAGUAUAUGCGGACGGUCCCAAAAAGGCAGCUGCCUCAGCCGGUGUCAUUUUACUUUCUAUCAUAAACCUAAUCUGGAUUCUGUACUAUGGCGGCGAUAAUGCUUCGCCAACCAACAGAUGGAUUGAUUCGUUUUCCAUCAAAGGUGUCAGACCUUCAGCAUUAGAGAAUUCUCUUCAUAGGGCUCGUCGUAGAGGUAAUAGGAAUACGACGCCUUACCAAAAUAAUGUAUAUAAUGAUCCUGUGCGAGAUUCAGGCUACGCCACACAAUUUGACGGAUAUCCACAGCAGCAACCUUCACACUCGCAUUAUGUAUCAUCUACAGCGCUGGCAGGUUUUGAGAAUACCCAGCCGAAUACAUCUGAUGCCGUGAAUCUUCAUUUAAACACUUUACAACAUCACAUUAAUAGUGCCAGCAACGCUAAAGACCCCGGCAAUAAUGCGAACAAUCAAACUACGAACACUAAUAUCGGUAACACGUUUGAUACAGAUUUCUCUAAUGGAAACACGGAAACUACAAUGGGAGAUACUUUGGGUCUGUAUAGCGAUAUUGGUGAUGACAAUUUCAUUUACAAGGCCAAAGCGUUAUAUCCAUACGAUGCAGAUGACGAGGACGCUUACGAAAUUUCAUUUGAACAGAAUGAAAUUCUACAGGUCUCGGACAUCGAAGGUAGGUGGUGGAAGGCAAGGAGAGCAAACGGUGAAACAGGUAUUAUUCCAAGUAAUUAUGUUCAAUUAAUUGACGGUCCAGAAGAAAUACAUCAUUGA
Molecule: messenger RNA, 1107 nt
Organism: Saccharomyces mikatae IFO 1815
Lineage: Eukaryota; Fungi; Ascomycota; Saccharomycetes; Saccharomycetales; Saccharomycetaceae
Gene: SHO1
Product: osmosensor SHO1
Exons: 1
Coding region: 1-1107 (368 amino acids)
Biological process (GO): regulation of actin filament polymerization
Molecular function (GO): protein binding
Source: RefSeq, a predicted model, not a curated record